AUGCCAAAGGCCGUUAUUUUGGAUCAGGAUGGUAAUCACGAUGACAUCAUUUCUCUGGCACUGCUGCUAGCGUGGCCAGAGAAGGUAAGUGUCAUUGGCUGCAUCUGCACAGAUGCCGAUUGUUUUGUUGCUGAUGCAUUCAACAUCACCGGGAAACUGAUGUGCCUUUUAAACAAGCGUGCGAACCGGCCUCUUUUUCCCAUUGGCAUUUCGUCUUUUCAUGGCGUGAAUCCGUUUCCGAUGGAGUGGCGCUGUUCUGCGAAAAACAUGGAUGAUUUGCCCUCUCUGAACAUUCCUGAGCACACCGAGAUGUGGGAGAAGUUGAAGCCAGAGUAUGAAAAACUCGUGGGUGAGGAGUUGCUUGCGGAUCUGGUGAUGAAUUCGCCGGAAAAGGUAACGAUAUGUGUGACCGGACCACUCUCCAAUGUGGCGUGGUGUAUAGAGAAGUAUGGGAGACGCUUUACAGACAAGGUGGAGGAGUGUGUCAUCAUGGGUGGCGCUGUGGAUGUCGGUGGCAAUGUUUUUCUCCCGGGCACUGACGGGACGGCAGAAUGGAACAUUUAUUGGGAUCCACCAGCAGCGAAGACGGUGCUGGAAUGCCCUCAUAUACGCAACGUUCUCUUCUCACUUAAUUCGACGAAUACCGUUCCUGUAUGCUCAUCUCUUGUGAAGCGCUUUGGUGCCCAAAAUGAGUACUUGCUUUCGCAAUUUGUGGGUUCCACCUGGGCCAUGUGCACGCACCAUGUGCUUCUUCGCCCAGGCGAUGGCUACUAUGCCUGGGAUUCUCUGACAGCCGCCUACGUAAUUGACAACAAUUUGGCAGAUCUUGAGCCGAUGGCUCUGGAGGUAGAGAUUAAUAAAACAAAGGACGAGGGGCGCACGUUUCGUUCGACGCAAGGACGUACUUGCACAUAUGUUGCCAAGAACACCAAUGCAGAAUUAUUUUAUGACAUGGUGCUUUCCAGUAUGCGUAUUUGCUGA
Trypanosoma cruzi is the source of this 981-nucleotide messenger RNA. Its product is annotated as inosine-adenosine-guanosine-nucleoside hydrolase, putative. The transcript has a single exon. The coding region runs from base 1 to 981 and encodes 326 amino acids. Gene Ontology annotation, biological process: purine nucleoside catabolic process. Gene Ontology annotation, cellular component: cytosol. The record is from RefSeq and is a predicted model, not a curated record. NCBI's taxonomy places the organism in Eukaryota, Euglenozoa, Kinetoplastea, Trypanosomatida, Trypanosomatidae. Gene Ontology annotation, molecular function: purine nucleosidase activity.